Gallus gallus (chicken) is the source of this 3800-nucleotide messenger RNA. It is a transcript of the gene ITPRIP4D2, whose product is annotated as inositol 1,4,5-trisphosphate receptor-interacting protein-like 1. NCBI's taxonomy places the organism in Eukaryota, Metazoa, Chordata, Aves, Galliformes, Phasianidae. Bases 1547 to 3175 code for a protein of 542 amino acids. The transcript is spliced from 2 exons. The record is from RefSeq and is a predicted model, not a curated record. Gene Ontology annotation, cellular component: membrane.
AACCUCCCCCCCCACGCCCAGCUCCUGUCAGGGAGCUGCAGAGAGCCAUGAGGGCUCCCCUGAGCCUCCUCUUCUCCACACUGACCCCCCCCAGCUCCCUCAGCCGCUCCCCAUCACGCGUGUGCUCCAGAGCCCUCACAGCUCCGUUCCCCUCUCUGCACGCGCUGCAGGGCCUCCAUGUCUGUCUGGGAGUGAGGGGCCCAGCACUGAACACAGCGCUCGAGCUGCGGCCUCACAGUGCAGAGUGCGGAGGGACGAUCCCCCCCUCCUGCUGACCGCACUGCUGCUGGCACAAGCCAGGAAUGCCGCUGACCUUCCUGGCCACCUGAGCACACUGCUGCCUUGUGUGCGGCAGCUGUUGCCCACCACCCCUAGAGCUUUUUCCUCAACGCAGCUCCCAGCCACUCUGCCCCAAGCCUGCGGCACUGCAUGGGAUUGGUGUGACCAAAGCACGUGACCUGAUGCUGUAUUCUACUGGAUUACUGGAAGAUCUGGUUCCACGCGGGACUGUUUUUCCUGCUGUUUUGGACCAUGCGGCGGUCCCUAAAAAGGAACCAGCAUGAUGAUAGCAGCAGUGAGGAGGACAGCUCCAGCAGCGAGGAGGCGGCAGCAGUGGGCAAGCAUGAGGAAGGGGAGCAAGAGGAACAGGAGGAACAGGUGGAAGAGGAGGAACAGGAGUUAGUGGUAGUGACUGCAUUUAAGAACAGUGUUUUGUAGCAGAGAAUUUAUUCUAUCAAACAUAGCUAUUUUGCUCAUUGUAGCUGUUGCAGUUUCCAUGGAAAUAAACGGGAGGCAUUACUUUUGGAGCGACCUAUGUGUAUGCGGCCCAAGACAAUCCGUCUUCACUCAGUGUGGCCCAGGGAAGCCAAGAGGUCAGCGAGAGGAAGCUUGCACACAGAGAGUUACAGGACUGCUAUGCACCAGUGCAGACCAUGGCAGCCUGGGUGGAAUGGGAAACAGACGCAUUGUUGCUGUUCUUAGAAACAUAGACUCAUAGAGCCCUUCUGGUUGGAGAAGACAUCUAAGACCAACCAUCAGCCCAUUCCCACCAUGCCUGCUAACCCUGUGAGCACCUACCAGACAGCUUCUGGUUGUGGAUGCCCCACCCCUGGAGGUGUUCAAGACUAGGCUGGAUGGGACCCUGGGCAACUUGGUCUAGUGCCAGACCUGCAGGCUGGUGGCCCUGCUGGUGGCAGGGGGGCUGGAACUUACAGAUCCUUGGGCUCCUUUCCAAGGAUCUGGAACAUUCUAUGAUUUGAUGGUUCUAUGACAGUAACAUGGGAGCAGAGGCCAAUCCUCACUCACAACUACCCAGGGAGCUGUCACAUGCUUUGUAAAGAGCAUCCCCAGGAGCUCUGCCCAGAGAGAUAUGCCUCCAAACUGUGGCAGUACCGUGGCUGUGGCCACCUUGCGCAGCUGAGAGCGAAGGGCUGAAGGGUGAGGUCAGGCUGCCCACUGUGACAUCAGCAAGGAUGUCACAAUGCAGGGGAUGGUUUUAGGGCCGUCAGCAGGCAGUGCUGCUUCACUUUGGCCUGGGCCAUAGAUCAUGGCUUUGGUGUUGGUUCUCGCCUUGUUGGUGAGGGCGCUAAUUGUCAGUGGCAGUGACCAUGCGGUCAUGCUUGAGCGCGUGCAGCAGCACGAGAAAGAGCAGAGGAACGGGGAGCAGAGCUGGGUGGACAUGUCGGCUCUGCUCUUUACUCUGCUGCAUUACUGGAAGAUCUGGUUCUGUACGGGACUGUUUGUCUUCCUCUUUUGGAAUAUGUGGCGGUCCCUAAAAAGGAAGCAGCAUGAGGAAGGGGGACAGCAGGAACAGCAAGAACGGGAGGAACAGGUGGAAGAGGUGGAACGUGAGGAACAGCAGGAGCAAGUGGAAGAGGAGGAACAGCUGGAACGGGUGGAAGAGCUGGAACAGGAGGAUCAGGUGGAACAUGUGGAACAGGAGGAACAGGAGGAACGGGAGGAUCAGGGGGAACAGGUGCAGCAGGAGGAACAGGUGGAAGAGGUAGAACAGGAGGACGAGGAGGAAGAAUACUUCCAUCAUUCAGCACUGACCAGAUACAUUGCACGGCGUGCCUGGGAAAAGAUGCAAGGAAAGGCCACCAAGUGCGUGCUGGUGGAGGAGCUGAUGAGCGACCUGCUGCAGACCUACACAUUUGUCUGUUCAAACAGCUUCUACCCGGUGCUGCAGCCUGCCAUUGGGGUGGGCAGCGCCUUUGAAGGCUGGAGUCCCUGUGAGGAGGACAUUGUGUACCGCCUGCUCGUGCCCAUUAAGGCCCCCCAUGGGCACGUCUUCCACCCGGAGCUGGGUGAGGAAGGGGAGGUGCUGGCAAGGAACUCCCGCAUCCGUGUGGAGCUGGUGUGCAUGUGCACAAGGGAGCAGCAGCUGGGGGACGUGCUGUGCUUCCUCCACCACUCUGAGGAGGAGCUGAGCCAAAAUCAGCAGCCCAGCCUCCUACAGACGCUCUGCACCGGCUCCUACCUGGAUGUGCAGAAAACUGCCGCCUGGUUCAACAAGCAGGUACCAAGAACCUGGAGGCUCACGCACCGGGCACACCGUUACGGCCUUAAGGUGCUGCCCUCCAGCCGCUCCUGCAAGCUCCAGGUGACAGACACCUCCAGCGGGGAAAAAGUCCACGUUGAGCUGCUGUUCGGGGUGCAGCAAGGCAACCUGGACAUCUUCCUGAGCAGCCAGAACGCAGAGGCCGUCUUUACGCCCAGCACAACAUGGCCGCAGAGCUGCGCUGUGGCGGAAAGGAAGUACUUCGAGUACGUGGCCAGGACCGCUGGACCCAACAGCUGCCACCUGGUCUGCCUGAGGCUCUUUGCUCACAUCCUGGUGGGCAUGGGCUUUUCCACCUACGCCAUCAAGACUCUUCUCCUCCACCUCCUAGCCAUCAUCCCUUUGGAGGACUGGCGCAGGAGGCAUUUCCUGAGCCGGCUGGAGAAUCUCCUGCAGUACCUGCAAUACUGCCUGAACGAUAAAGUCCUGAACCACUUCCUCCUUGGCAACGCGACCAUGCCUGACGAGGUUGUCCUGCCGCAGGCCUUCCAAACAGCCAGCCCGCUCAACCUCUUCCAGCACCUGGAGCAGGACCCGGACGCCCACUCCCGGGUGCUGCGUGACUUCAAGGAGCUGAAAGAUCGCCUCUUCAGACUGCUGCUGUUUGGACGCUGAAAGAGGCGUUUGUCAGAACCCUCCUUUCUUGGGCUCAAAGCUCACAUGCUGUGAGCAAUAAGACUCUGAGCUAUCUAGGAGGCCAGAGGUGGGUGUUGCCGUGUGGCAGUCAGCAUCAGGUUGUGGGCAGUUUACAUCCAAAAGGAUUUCUUUGGAGAGAGUUUGCCGGCUAAAGAUCUGGGCUGAGACCAAAUGACUCCAGCUUGGUACAGGAGAUUUGGGAAUAGUACCAUUGUAUCCUGUGAAGGCAAGACGCAAGUGGGCACCUCCCUGCUCCCUCUUAUCUGCUGGCAAGGCCCAGAAGAUGGGAACAAAAGGAAGAAGCUGUCACUCCAAAGACAGCCAACUCGGCCACUCUGGACUUACAUUAAUAAGGCUGUCCUGUCCUUGGAAAAAGUCAUCCUUGUCGUCGUCAAGCCAACAACAACCUCCGACGACCCAUCUCUACGGAAGGUCAGCAUCGGAACUACGAGCUAUGCUGGAAACCCGGUGGUGGCUAAUUCUCUCUUGCUUUCUACAGAGACUCUUUGCUUUUAUUUCCAAUCUCUUUUCUAUCGCCCGACUUCCCUUGCCCAUCUCCCUAAACAACUAGGAUUUGUAAUAAAGUGGUCGGGCUAACAUUUCA